CUUCGAAUAUAUCAUCACAUUUAACGUAGCGGCGGAGCUCACAUCCACAGUGUGCCCUAAAUUUCUACCGGCGAGGGUAAAGCGAUGUCGUACGAUGAUGUAGAGAUAGAGGAUAUGGAGUGGAACGAAGAGAUUCAAGCGUACACGUACCCCUGCCCUUGUGGCGAUUUGUUCCAGAUCACGAAGGAGGAUCUACGUCUCGGCGAGGAGAUCGCCAAUUGCCCAAGCUGCUCCCUCUAUAUCACCGUCAUCUACAACAUGGAGGACUUUCAGAACGAUACCAAGAAGAUUAACGAACCUAAAAGUCGUCAAGCCGUCGCCGUCGCCUGAGAUUGUAGAAUGUCAUGUAUCAUCGGUUGGGAGAUUAUUGGAGAACAGCAGGAGAGAUUGUUCUCGUGCAAAAGUUUUGGAAACCAUAUUGGAAGUGUGUCACCAUCCUUAGAUUAUGAGUAUUAUUAUUACAUUAACCUCAUGUAUAAACAAGUAAACAAAGUUGGUUGUGUUGCUGGUCAUUGAUGAUUAUUUUUGAAAGAGCAAUUAUUGUGCUU
This is a messenger RNA of Raphanus sativus (radish), 548 nucleotides long. RefSeq names its product diphthamide biosynthesis protein 3. Gene Ontology annotation, biological process: tRNA wobble uridine modification; protein histidyl modification to diphthamide. Gene Ontology annotation, molecular function: metal ion binding. The transcript is spliced from 2 exons. NCBI's taxonomy places the organism in Eukaryota, Viridiplantae, Streptophyta, Magnoliopsida, Brassicales, Brassicaceae. The record is from RefSeq and is a predicted model, not a curated record. The coding region runs from base 85 to 330 and encodes 81 amino acids. Gene Ontology annotation, cellular component: nucleus; cytosol.